GUAAAAGCGGUUGCGCGAUACAUUGCUCGUUAGCCGAGCCGAAAACGUGAGAAAGAAAAAAGAAAGGAAAACUAAGGCAGACGAAAAACUAUAAACAAAUACACGAUUUCAGUACACGAAUAUACAAAAUUGCAUAAAUUUGCGCUUGAUCGCAAUAAAUAGAUGUCAAAAUAGAAAUUUUUGCAAAAAUAAAUAGCAAAUAAACAAUAAUAAUACGGUUACACUGAAUUGGAAAAUGUUCCCGAUCGCAAUCCGCUUGCCUUACGCUGUGCGUGCAGUUCUGCGACAGCAAGUCAACAAACAAGUCAUAGGAUGUCGAAAUUUUGCAACGAGUAGCGAGAGCAGCACGCCAACGGUUACUGCCGAACACCCGCUUAAGGGCCUACGCAUUCUCGAUAUGACGCGCAUCAUAUCGGGCCCAUACUGCACCAUGGUAUUGGCUGAUAUGGGCGCCGAAGUCAUCAAGAUUGAACGCCCAUUUUAUGGUGGCGAUGAGUCGCGCAAAUGGGGACCGCCAUUUUUGGAGCACAGUAAAGAUUCCGCUUAUUUCUUGGCGAUUAAUCGUAAUAAGAAGAGUGCCGCAAUCGAUUUGAAGCGUGGCAAGGAUAUAAUUUAUGAGCUUGCGCGUAAAUGUGAUGUGCUCGUGGAGAACUAUGUGCCGGGCAAAUUGGCUGAGUACGGUUUGGAUUAUGAGCAAAUGCGCAAAGUCGCACCGCAGCUCAUCUAUUGUUCAAUGACCGGUUAUGGUUCGGUGGGUCCGUACGCUAAACGUCCGGGUUACGAUGUGAUUGCCUCAUCGAUUGGCGGUCUAGUGCAUAUAACCGGUGAACCCGAUGGUCCGCCAUGCAAGGUGGGUGUGGCAGUUACCGAUGCAGCAACCGGUCUGUAUGCGCAUGGCGCCAUUUUGGCCGCUUUACUACAGCGCGAACGUACGGGGCAUGGUCAGAAAAUCGACGUCAAUCUGCUGUCCACCAGUGUGUCGCUCCUAAUCAAUGUGGCUAGCAAUUAUUUGAAUGCCGGCCUAGAGGCACAUCGCUGGGGCACUGCACACUCGAGUAUCGUACCAUAUCAGAGCUUCAAAACCGCCGAUGGCUAUCUAACCAUUGGUACUGGCAGUGAUGAUCAGUUCCGCGAAUUAUGUCAGUUACUCGAAAUUAGCGACAUUUCGACGAAUGCAAAAUUUAAAACAAAUAAGGAUCGUGUUUCCAAUCGUACAGAAUUGAUAGCGUUGCUUGAGAAUAUCUUGGCAAAGAAGACGUCGAGAAGUUGGAUGCAACAAUUCGAAGGUGCCUCGUUUCCGGUGGGUCCCGUGAAUAAUAUACGCGAAGUGUUCGAGGACGAACAUAUUCAGGCAAUUGGUUUGGUAAAAACUUUGCCACAUCCCAGCGAUGGCAGUGUGAAAGUGGUCGGGCCACCUGUCGUCUUCAGUGAAUCGAAAAAUGAUGCACGCACAGCUCCCCCCCUGAUGGGGCAACAUACAGAUGAGGUGUUAUCAGAGCUCUUAGGUUACAGUGCUGAACGAAUUGCCGAACUUAGAGACAAGAAAGUUAUAGAAUAAAUGUGCCUACAAACUCCUGGUCUUGUGAUAUUAACCCAGUGCAUUUAUAGUUUAAUAAGUGGAACUAGAAAAGACCUUAAAUAUAUUAAUUGUGGUGUUAAAUAAGUUUAAAAAUUUAUAAUCUAAAAAUUUUUCAAAAUAUUUGUA
Molecule: messenger RNA, 1705 nt
Organism: Bactrocera latifrons
Lineage: Eukaryota; Metazoa; Arthropoda; Insecta; Diptera; Tephritidae
Product: succinate--hydroxymethylglutarate CoA-transferase
Exons: 1
Coding region: 236-1558 (440 amino acids)
Molecular function (GO): catalytic activity
Source: RefSeq, a predicted model, not a curated record